AUGGACAAACCAGCCAAUACCGUCGAAACCCAUGACAGUGAAUCUGUCAUCAGCAGCCUCCAAGAUCUUAGCUUCAAAAACAGUUUCAGUAUCAGCAUGUGUAGCAGCACCGUUUCUGUGUCUGAUAACAGCGUGAGUAACAGCACCAAGGUCAGCAAUGGGACUCAGGAAGCUAACAAGAACUCUGAAAAUGCCGAGUCCUCCAUCGUAGAUUGCGAAGACGAUAGUGACAAAAGCACUCUAUGCCAAGCCGGUAAUUCUAGCAGGUUCGAUCCGAAUGAUGGCAGUUUUCGGAGCUUUUGCCCAUCGAAGCCGCACAAAGGCAACGACAUGCGAUGGGAUGCGAUACAAUGCGUGAAAGCCAAAGAUGGGGACUUGGGUCUGGGCCAUUUCAGGCUUCUGAAAAAGCUCGGCUGUGGGGAUAUAGGAAGCGUGUACUUGGCUGAGUUGAGAGGGCUUGGUUGCCUUUUCGCCAUGAAGGUAAUGGACAGAGGCAUGUUGGCUGGGAGGAAGAAGCUGAUAAGAGCUCAGACUGAGAGAGACAUAUUGGGUUUGUUGGACCAUCCAUUUCUUCCAACCCUCUAUUCGAAUUUUGAGACGGAGAAGUUUUCUUGCUUGUUAAUGGAGUUUUGCUGUGGUGGGGAUCUUCACACGCUUCGGCAGCGCCAGCCGGGGAAGCAUUUUACUGAACAAGCUGCGAGGUUUUAUGCUUCAGAAGUGCUUCUUGCACUUGAGUAUCUUCACAUGAUGGGAGUGGUGUACCGGGACCUAAAACCCGAAAAUGUGCUGGUGAGGCAGGAUGGCCAUAUCAUGCUCUCUGAUUUUGAUUUAUCAUUAAGAUGUUAUGUGAAUCCUACUCUUGUUCAGUCUAGUGAUGAGCCGUCUUGUAGAAUCUCUUCAUACUGUAUUCAGCCAUCAUGUAUUUUGGAUCCAGCCUGCAAAUUACCAGUUUGUGUUCAGCCUUCUUGCUUGCAACCAUCUUGCUUUAAGCCUCGCUUUCUAAGAUCCAAAUCAACCAAGGAGAAAAGUGAAAGAUCAACUUCGGGAAAUUCAGAUUCAUUGCCUGUACUUAUUGCUGAGCCAACUAAUGCCCGCUCUAUGUCAUUCGUCGGAACACAUGAAUAUUUAGCUCCUGAAAUAAUAAGAGGCGAUGGCCAUGGUAGUGCUGUUGAUUGGUGGACAUUUGGUAUUUUCUUGUAUGAGCUGCUGCAUGGGAGGACACCAUUCAAAGGCAAUGGAAACCGGGAGACGCUAUUCAACGUGGUUGGUCAGUCUCUCAAGUUUCCAGAUGGGUCUAAUGCCAGUUUUGCUGCUAAAGAUUUGAUCAGGGGCCUGCUUGUAAAGAACCCACAGAAGAGACUGGGAUUUAAAAGAGGUGCUACAGAAAUUAAACAGCACCCCUUCUUUGCAAAUGUUAAUUGGGCUCUCAUACGCAGCACGCACCCUCCAGAGAUCCCAAAACCAUUUGAUCUUGCUGUUCUAAAUCACACAUUCAAGUCUGCAGUGCCUCAAAAUGACAAGGGAGCUACUGACUCAAACCGGUCGUCAGGUCCAUAUUUAGAUUUUGAAUUUUUCUGA
This is a messenger RNA of Prunus armeniaca (apricot), 1578 nucleotides long. Lineage: Eukaryota; Viridiplantae; Streptophyta; Magnoliopsida; Rosales; Rosaceae. The record is from the annotation of a GenBank genome assembly.